GAGACUCGCCCCCUCGGACACACUGCAUAGAUCCCAGGGGGGUUGCGUCUCUCCAGCAGCCAGGCUCUCUGGGGCCAUGGGGGGCCCUGAGGCAGGACACCGGGUGCCGGUAGCGGCACUGCUGACAAUCCUGGCUUCUGCUCUGCUGAUCCCAGAGACCGUCUCCCUGCGCUGUCACAGCCACAGCUCCGUCCUGCUCCGCGACCGGGGGGGUAAACCCCUCGACAGCAUCAUCACCCCCAAUGGGACCGAGUCCUGCGCCCCGGCCCACAGAGCCUGCAUGGAAGCUGCUGUCACCCUCAGCGCAGGGGGCAUGUCCAUGACUCUGAUCCAAAGGGGGUGCAGAGCUGGACACCCCAAGGGAGGGACCGAACCCCCCACUGCGCCCAGCAGAUUCCUCCACAUCCAGGCCGAUGUCCGCUACUGCCAGUCGGACCAGUGCAAUGCCAAGGGACUGGGGCUGGGGAGCCCCGGGCAAGGCACAGCUCCGGCCCCCAGCGGCCCCACCCAGUGCUACGCCGGCCUGAGCCUCAGCCCCCAGCCCCACACUCUGGAGCAGGUGACGUGCGACGGUGACGACGCCCGCUGUUACCACGGCAACGGCACCCUCACAGCAGGGAAGCUCGUGGUGCCCGUCUUCGUGUGGAGCUGCCAGGCCCCAUCCUGCGCCGUGCCCCCCAGCCGCCACGUCGGACCCCUGCAGCUCAGCCAGGCCGGCACCUGCUGCGCUGGCAGCUACUGCAACAGGCAGAGGGCCCUGGCACAGAUCUUCAUCCACCACAAACUCUCCUCCGUUCCCGUCAGCGACAACCCCCUCGCCUACGCCACGGCCAGGAAAGACCACAGACAGCCCUGGCGCAGCCAUGGCACGGCGCCCACGGAGCCACACGACCCAGACAACCACACAGAGACCGGCUAUCCGGACCAAGACAUCACCAGCUACUACGACCACACAGAGACAGACUAUCCGGACCGAGACAUCACCAGCUACUACGACCACACAGAGACAGACUAUCCGGACCGAGACCUCAACGGCUACAACAGCACGGAGCUACCCAACCCCCGCUACAAGGGGGACCUGCCCCACGGCACCCGCCCCCGCUCCCACCCCACCGAGCCCGGCAAGAAAAUCAGCUACCCCAAAUCCACCGUCCGCCCCAUCCAGAAGCACCCCAAUCCCAGGCCCCACAGCUCCCAGGCGCCCGCCCUACGCCUCUGCCCCCUGCUGGUGGUGCUGGGAAUAGCCUGCCUGGGGCUGUGAUGGGGGGCUGGGGGCCAGGAUGCCUGGGUUCUAUCCCCAGCUCUGGGAGGGGAGUGGGGUCUAGUGGGUUGGAGCAGGGGGCUGGGAGUCAGGACUCAUGGGGUGUCUCCUCAAUUCUUAGUAGCUAUGAGGAAAUUACUCCCCGCCCCGCCACAUUACCUGCCUCAGUUUCCCCACAUUUAAAGGGAGGGCUCCCAGAGAUGGGGGGGGGUUACGCCCCAUUUCCCUGAAUUGCUGUUGCUGCUGCUUUCAGUCCCCAUUAACCCUUUGUGGGGCCCCUGCCCUGCGCUUCCCCCCUCACACACACCCCUAUCCUGUUUUUAAUAAAGUCUCUUACUCACAAACCCUU
This is a messenger RNA of Chelonoidis abingdonii (Abingdon island giant tortoise), 1610 nucleotides long. RefSeq names its product ly6/PLAUR domain-containing protein 5-like. The record is from RefSeq and is a predicted model, not a curated record. NCBI's taxonomy places the organism in Eukaryota, Metazoa, Chordata, Testudines, Testudinidae. Gene Ontology annotation, cellular component: plasma membrane.